This is a messenger RNA of Hyaena hyaena (striped hyena), 4769 nucleotides long. RefSeq lists its product as uncharacterized. The transcript is spliced from 29 exons. Bases 1 to 4401 code for a protein of 1466 amino acids. Lineage: Eukaryota; Metazoa; Chordata; Mammalia; Carnivora; Hyaenidae. The record is from RefSeq and is a predicted model, not a curated record.
AUGGCCCCUGCCCAGCAGAGUGCCAUGUGUCUGGGCAGGGAGGACCCUCAGGACUGCGGGAACCAGACGUCCAGUGCAGAAGAGGCACACCAACCGGGGUGCCCACAGGGUAGUCUCUGCCCUGACUCACCACCUGGCCCCUGUCCCCCUGGAACGUUCCUCUCCAGAGAAGGUCCCCACAACACCCCCCUCUGCCACCGCUGUCCUCGAGGAUUCUUCAACCCCUGGCCCGGCCAGGAUGCCUGCUUUCCCUGCGGUUCGGAGGCCACGCAGCCAGAGGAGGGCAAGGACACAUGUGUCUGCCUGGAGCCUGGCCGGCUGUUCCAGCCCAGCGAUGGGCAGUGCCCCUGCUCCCCAGGCUACCAAGACGUUGGCGAGCCAAGGGGCUGUGUCCAGCGGGAGCGUAAGAGCUGCAAGGGUGGGGCCGCGUGGAACCAGGACGGGCUGUGUUUGACCAAGGACCAGUGGAGCCACCACUGUGCCCACGAGGUCUCCGUCACUGAAGGCCCCGGGAGCCAGGAAAUUUACCUCCUGGACAGGCCUUCCUCACCUCGUGCUGUGGGCCAUCCCUGCAACUUGGACCAAACUCAGAAGCCUGUCCCUCUGUAUGUGGUCAGGAUGGAUGGGACUGGGUUCCUGGGCUUGAUCCGACCAGGUCAUGAGCUACUGCGUUCCCUCGGCCUGCUCAUCGGGGCCCCCGGGCCCCCAGGACACGACGCAGGACAGUCAAGGGAAGGACAUCUGACCUCCUCUUGGUCAAUGAGCCUCAACUCCACACGCCGUGGGGAUCUGCCGCCCCCAGAGCCAGGCAUCCGAAACCCCACCGUCUGCCUCCAAAUCAAUGACACACUUGCCUUCCUGGUGACCCGGGACCAUUACCCUGAGUAUGACCCGGGCCACUUCUAUAACACACGGAGGGGAUUUGACUGGGGGCGCCUCCGGGCCCUCGCUGAGGAGUCCCAGCUCCAAGAUCAAGAACCCUACCUCUUUCUACAGCAAUUCCAGGAGCCUGGGGUCUACGUCUUUCGUCUGAGCAGCAACAGGCAUCGGAAGAUGUACAUCCGCACCCUCCCGCCAGGGGGCCGGUGCUUUGGAGAGGGGCCCUUCGCCCCCACGACUCCUGGGUAUCUCAUCCAAACUGGCAUCGCCAAGAUCCCCAGGCCCCCGAAGAGGUCUGAGUGGCCCGAAGUCCUGGGGGAGACUGUCCUGCUUCUGGGGUUCUGCCUGCUUCUGUUGGUGAGUAAGGCUGGACAAGUGACCUCUGAGUCACUGCGCGAGGCUUCCUGUCUGAUUCCUCCGGGGCGCUGGGGGCCUGAGCGGCAGGUAGACCUGGAGCGCUUUGACCCAGAGCGCUUCUUCGGGAUCCUGCUCAGGCAGUCUCACUCGGUGACAACCAAACUCGGCCAGACCAAGGAGGAGCUCAAACUCCUCUGCCGCGGACUCCUGAGCGAAGCCCGUUCUCUCCGGCAGCUGUGGGGUGCUGAGCGUCGCAUCCCAGCCUCUACCGGCCAGCUUCUGGGGAGCCCCCCGAGCGAGCUGCAACAGGCUGCUGAAGCGGCUGCCAGGGCGGCGGCGGCGGAGGCCGAGCGCAGGGGGCGCCUGGCGGGCCCAUACGCAGCAAGCCUCGGUCACCAGCUGAGGCUCCUGCGCCGAGACCUCCGCGCCAGGAAGGAGCAGCGCAGGCGGGCUCCGGGCCCGCCAGGUCCUCCCGGGCUGGGCCGAACCCCGAAGGGUGGCGUCCGAACGUCCGAAGCUGCCAUCCUCCCCUACGUGCCGUACCCGACCUGCCCCGCCACAGGCUCCCCUCCAGCCGCCCGCCUGCCCGUCCUGCAGCCACGAAGGACGUCACAGCUGGGGGCUGUCAUGACAGACCCCGCCACUGGCAUCGAGGUGCCCGUGCUGGCUGUGACUCUGCACCCUCACACGAGGCAGUGGCUCGCUCUUGGGGGCACAUACUGCAACCCGCUCACCAAGACCUUGGCCCCUCUAGAGCUGGGGGGCCCCAUGGAGGAUCCAGUCACCGGAGGCAUCUGGCCGAUCCUGGGAGUCGGGCUGGACGAAGACACAGGUCAGGUGCUUGCACUGGGCGGGCUGCGAGACGCCUCGGGGAACCUUAUGUUGCCUGGCGACAGCUUUGAGGAGCCACUGAGCAGGAAGACAGUCCUGCUGCAGGGAGCUGCUCAACAGGAGGGCCGGACAGUGCCCCACACGGGAGGAUCACAGGCCCUGCUGGACGCCAAUGUGCUGGUGGCCCAGAGGCGGGUGCUUGCUGUGCUCCGGAGCUACCAGGAGAGGCCAGGGUCAAGGACACAGGAGCUUCUGGAGGCUGCCAUCAAGGACAUGAGACAGGCACUGGCCUUGAGUCUGCACCAGGUCCUGCAGCAGGCCCGGAGACUGCAGCGGCAGCUGGAGACAGCGGAUGGCAUCGCGGCCAGCGGAGGAAGGAUAGGAAUGAUGUGCUAUCCUGGGACAGAGCUGUGGGCCCCAGCCGUGUAUGGGAUGGAGAUCCCAGAUGCCGAGGGCUCGGGGCUCAUGGUGCCCAUCCUGGGCAUGGAGACCGACAGGAAUUCUGGUGACGCCACACCCCUGGCGGGUUCGAUGGAAGAUGCGGAUGGCAAAGGCCUUGUCCCAAUCUCCAUUGGGGCUCAAGCCAUAGACCCUUUGACUGGGGAACCUGGUCCUGUCAUUGGUGCUCAGAGGGACCCCUGCUCCGGAGUGGUGGUGCCCGUUGUCCAGGUGCUGGAGGCCCUGCCUCGGGGAGUGAGCGACCCCGGGCUGCCGGACGCCCUGGAGAAGGAGCGGAGAGCCCGGGAGCAGUACUGGUGCCUCCAGGAACGAGAAGAGGUGCGUCUGGCGGAACACCUGGGGCGCCUGAGCCAGGAGCUCCUCUCCACUCCGGGCAGAGGUGCCCAGCGACAGCUGAGGGCUGCCGCGGAGGCCUGUGCGGCGCUGGGGGCGCGCCGCCUGCGGGAGACUCAGAGGAGAGCCGCAGCCCUGAGCGCGCAGGGCGGCCCGGAGCGGGGCCUGCCGUCCCAAGCAGACGGAGAGGAGGCGGAGCAGGAGGCACAGGUGGCUCUCGGCAUGCACAGCGUCCUGCAGAGUCUAGGACACGCGGCAGAGAAACUCAGGCAAGCGGUGGGCCGUCUGCGGGGCCAGGAGGAGGAGAUGUGGCUACAGCAGCGUGGGGGUCAGAGCCUCCAGCCCUGGAACCGGCUCAGGGAGGUGGUUCAGCAUCUCUCUGAUGAGUUUCAGGAGGUGCUAAGGGAGCGACAGAGCUUCCUGGAGAGAGCCCUCGGUCACUUGCAGUACCAGCGGGAACUGAGCCGCCUCCACCUCUUGCACACCCAGAUUGUUGCCUCAGGAACACCUGCGUGUCUGGAGAAUUACCCUGGAGACAGAUUCUACGGAACAGUCACCGCUUCUCUAAGGGACCGGGCCUCUGCCUGCCCACUCUUGAUCCCCUUCUUGAAGAGCCUCACUGCAGCACUAGUGGGAGCUCAAGGUUGUAGCCCAGGACCGGAGGAUCAGGGGCCAGGAACAGAUGCAGAUAAAGUUGACAUCAUGUGGACUUCACCACUCUUUUCUACCGUGAAGAAAGUAGACAUCUGGUCCCAAGCCCACAAGGAAGAAGCUGAACUACAAGCACAAAUGCAUCACCAACAAGCCCCAGAAAGCUCUUUGCAGGAUGCCCCGAAACCUCAGAUAAUGCACAAAGAAGAGCUUAUCACCGUGCAAGCCACAGACCUUUCUGCCAGGGAGUUUGUGGUUUACCAGUAUGGCCUCUCCAUCCUGGACCUCCUCAUCCCCCAGCUUCAGGUUCCUGAAAUCACCCUGCAGAUUGCUUCUCAUCUUCCUGCUGCAGAAGCCUCAGACAAUGACUUCGAAGGCUCCUUCUUCUUUCAGAGCGCCGAAAACAUACUGUUUGUUGGGAGACAGUCUUUGGCAUCUGUGGGAAGUUUCAUUCUGCUGCUGAUCCGCUGCCUGGCCCACAUCGCUGCCAAGGACUUCCACCAGGACUCAAACCCUGCCUUUCUGAGGUCAUUUUACAAGGGCUUGCAGGCUUAUUUCAGGGAAGCAUUCUCUGUCACGCUGCAAAUGUCAGCGGUUUCCUGGGACAGUAAGCUUGACCGAAGCAUAAGUGCUAUUCUGCUGGAAGAGCAGCCCACCUCUGAGACAGGAAGAGAUCUUCUCUCUAAACUCAUUGAGAGGAAAUGUGAGUCUCACUUGGAGCCAGAGUCAUCGGAAGAGUAUAUUAAGAAAAACAAGGAUCUUCUCCUCUUCACCAACAUGGAACAUUUUCUAAAAAGCCUCCUUGCUGCUGAAAAACAGAUCUCAAGAAAACAGAGAGAUGAGAGUGAGGGCGAGGAUGAGGUGAGAUGGCCUUCUGAUCUACAGCAUUAAGACUACUGUGCUCAACACCUUGAAGCCCUUUAUCAUGUGUUUAGAGCCACAUCUGUAAUUGAAAGAGUCAGCAGAAUGAAGAUUGGAAAUUAAUGGUGGUAUGAAAAGCUCCCUGAUCACUUUAUUUAGGAGUUUUCCCAGUACCAGAAGAUGGCAGAUCUUAGAUCUCAGUUAGAAAGGAGCCAAGAGAUCGCUCCCUUUACCUUCAGGUGGGUUGAGCCCUGAGAGCGGGACUGAGACUCAGACUUGCCCUGGUUCACCCAGCCAGACAAGGGCAGGAGGUAACUAGAACUGGGUCCGUUGCCUUCUCAUUCCAGGUGUCUCUUGUUACGCUUUAUGAUGCCUGCUGUUGUUGUAUAAAAGGUUUU